Molecule: messenger RNA, 2184 nt
Organism: Pneumocystis jirovecii RU7
Lineage: Eukaryota; Fungi; Ascomycota; Pneumocystomycetes; Pneumocystales; Pneumocystaceae
Exons: 4
Coding region: 1-2184 (727 amino acids)
Biological process (GO): protein phosphorylation
Molecular function (GO): protein kinase activity; ATP binding
Source: RefSeq, a predicted model, not a curated record
AUGUAUGCAGAACAGGGGCGGAAGCGGCCGGUUGGCCGCACAGGUUUCCGGGUACCAGCAUCACCCUUUGUCCGCAGUGAUGAGGGAAAAACGCCGCUGGCAACGGCGUCUGCAAGCAAUCUGAAUGUCCGGAGAUCACCACUGAAACGAAAUGAAAGCAUGCUGCAGGCUGAGGGCGGGCAGGGCUCGCCAGUGGCAAAACGGAAUGCACGGGUGUCGUCGGUGACAACACCAAAGCAUGCAGGGUUUGCAAGGGAGUUUAUGACGCCGGUAUCAGGGAGCCGGUUACGGACACAGUUUUCCGUGGAAAGUUUUAUUGCACCGGGGGUCCAUGGGGCAUAUAGAGGGUAUGGGGCGUAUGGAGAGGCGAAUGGGGGGGAACAGGGGAGAAUGAGGGGAAUUCAGGGGAUUUUCCAGGUGCCACAAACAGAUCAGAUUGUGCACGGGGGGAUAAUGGGGCCAAUGGUGCCGAUGGGGCCGGUUGGGCCGGUGGAAGUGGCAAAAAAGGCGAUAGGACGGACCCUAUCGCCACGAAUAGGGGGAGAACAAGGAAUUGGGCGGCAGACGUUCUAUACGCCGCAGGACUAUAAGUUGGUGAAGCCGCUGCAGACGGUAUUUAUGUCUACGGGGCUUUUGUCAAAGCGGAAUCAGCCGCAUGGAGGAAAUACGGGAAUGCACCCGCCGGAUACGCCGUGCAAGCGCCCAGUGGUGUUUGAUAUGACACAGGUGCCGGGGACGCCGGUGGCAGGGACGACAGAUACAUCGUUUUCAUCACAGGAAGAAAGUUUGGAGGGGAUUGACAUGAGUUAUUUAUACAACAGCAGCAGUUCAGAGUUUGAUUGCCCAGUAACGCCGACAAAAGGAGUAUUUAUGGAGAAUGAGCGGGUUGGAAAGCGGUGGAAGGUGGAGACGGGGAUGUGCGUGGGGGGAACAGGUGGGGGAUUAAAUGGGCUGAGUGGAUUGAAUGGAGAAGGGGAAGGGGGAUGUUUUUCAGGGUGUUUAUCGGGUUCUCCGAGAGAUAUUGAGGUUUUUCAGGUGUCAAAGGAGGAGCUGAAAGAAAUAUCGAAGGGAAUGUUGAAGGGAGAAGAGAUGGAAGGGGAGAAAGGGGCAUCGGAGGAAGAGAAGGGGAUAUUAGAGGGAGAAAAUGGGCAGAAUGAAGAGAAUGGGGUAAUAGGGGAGGAGUGUAUGAGUGUGAAAGAGUUGAGUCCAUCAUCAAUAGGGCAAUUGACGUUACGGUUCCGGAAUAUAGAGCUUGUUGGGUCGGGGGAGUUUUCAGAAGUGUAUCGAGUAGAAGAACGGGAAAGCAACAUAAAAUCAGCAGUGAAGAAAACGAAAUUUGCAUACACGGGGUCGAAAGAACGGAACCGACGACUUGAAGAAGUGAAUAUAUUGCGGAAAUUGGGGCGUCAUGAGCAUAUUGUAGAGUUAUUGGAUUCUUGGGAGCAAUCGAAAUAUUUGUAUAUUCAAAUGGAAUUAUGUGAUAACGGGAGUUUAGACGUAUUUCUUCAGGAAUAUGGGAGAGUAGCAAAACUAGAUGAAUUUCGUGUGUGGAAAGUAAUGACAGAGUUAUCUUUGGGUCUUCUGCAUAUUCAUGAUAGUGGAUACAUUCAUUUAGACUUGAAACCUGCAAAUAUAUUUAUAUCAUUUAAAGGAACGCUGAAAAUCGGUGAUUUUGGAAUGGCAUCUGCAUGGCCUGUGCCUAUAGGGACAGAACGCGAAGGAGAUAGGGAAUAUAUUGCGCCAGAAGUAUUAUCGUCACAACACUAUGAUAAACCUGCGGAUAUAUUUUCACUGGGACUCGUAAUUCUUGAAGUGGCGGCGAAUAUUGUACUACCUCAGAACGGGCUUUCAUGGCAAAAGCUUCGUUCAGGUGAUCUUUCAGAUGCACCUCGGUUGUCCUCUUCUGAAACCGUUUCUUUUAUUCCGGAAAGUGUAUUAGUGCCUCACGAACAACCAGGAUGCCGAUAUAUAGGCCAUGGUGAAUUAGAUCACAUUGUUAAACAAAUGUUAGCACCUAAGCCUUUAGAUCGACCGACCGCUAAACAGAUUUUGGAGACCAAAGAAGUGGCUUGGGUGAAUAAAGUUAGAAAAGCAGGUGCUAUUAUAUACGAAGGAAAUUAUGGUCCUGAAACGUAUUCAAUCAACAAUCAUGACAUGAAUGAAGGCUGGCAUAUAAACCUAUAA